AUGAGCGGCGACGGGGUAGAUUACGGGUAUGGCUACCUGACACCUCAACCUGGCCGGCCGAGAAAGUCACUGGGACGACGCUUAAGUCUCGGUGCCAAGCGAGCCUUCAAGUCUCCUCUUUCACCGCCACUGAGCCCCGCAGCGUCUGGUGAACAAAAGUCGUCUAAUUCAUUUACCCGUGUGUCAAUGAUUGGUGAAGCGAAUAAUGCUGCUGACGAACAAUCACCAGUACAGAUCAGCCCACCACAAUCGACAGGAAGACGCCGCCUGAAAAUUGGAAACGCCCUGCGAAGCACAGUCCAUGGCGGCGGAGAUGAAAGGAGCGUAUCGUCCCAGCCUCGCCCAGAAUACAAACGUGGCACGUCGUUCACUCCCAGAGCCCUCAAGAAGAAACUGGGAAAGAAUCUUAUGAAACUGAAAUCUAAGAAUGUCCAAGACCCUGGAGAUCUUGAAUAUUUAGAUGACAGUGAUAAUAGCCGAGCUUCCCACUUCAAGGGAAGCAGCUCCAGUGGUGGCAGUCUGGGUAUCCUACAUAAUGUUGAAGACGAACCAGCAAAAGAAGCCCCCGCUCUUCCUUUUGACGACGACAAAUCAGAAGCGGGAACUAUUGUCAGCAAGUCUGGUCGGCGACGAAAAAAGAAAAAAGACACUGGUGAUGACAUGGCGAGUCCGCUUUCUACCAAGAAGAAAACCCGCAGCCGCAGCAAGAGCAGGAGGGGUGCUGCUGGUGAUGAUGUCAGUGUCAAGUCCAGUGGUAGCCGCAAGCCGAGAAAAGCAAGCAAAUCUCGAAAGGCCAAAGUUAAGGUCAAUGCUUGGGGCGAAGAAGUGGAAGAAGUCUCGGAAGAUGAGACCUACGUCCAUUCUCUCUAUGGCGGUGAUGAUGGUUCCACUUCAAAACCACGUCGUAGACGCCGCAAAAAGAAACAAAAUAGCGUUGAGGAAGAUAAAGCAAAAGAGGAACGGCGACAAGCGUUCAAAAAGCAAAUGUCUACAGAUAUGCUUUUGUCAAAGAAGAAUUCUGAGGAAGUAGAAAAACGCCGACUGGCUUUGGAACAAGAAUUGGACGCUAUGUUCGAUAGAAAAUUGCCCAAACUCAAGACGGAAGACGAAUAUACGCCACCUCCACCACCUCCUCCAGUACACCCACAAGCCAAACGACGGGACUCCGCGGGUAGCCGUCAAUCGCGGCAACUCAGCAAUGGCAAGUCUCCCAGGAGUGCGCGCAGACAACCAAAGGACGAAGAAGAAUUCGAAGACGACACCAAAGACGACGAUAUUUACAGCCAAGAGGACGAUCUUCCUCCAAUUCGUAACCUAUCCUUUAGUCAGCGUCGGCAACGAACUACUGACGUUCCAGAAAUACCUCUGAAGGACCAGAUUUCGCAAGACAACGAAAAUUCGAAUAGUCAUAAAUCAGAAGCCUAUGAGUAUAACAUGGGUGACACUACUACUGAUGAAGACGACGAACACAUUGUCGAGACUCCCGGCAACAGUCGACGUAAGACUCUGAGGGAUAGAGACGGUAACGAAUCCGUUUCGAGUAAGAAAUCCGUCAGUAGCAGAAUUAGCUUGUCGAGCAAACGAUCUCCUCGUUUCGCCAAAAAAAGUUUGGACGAAGUGAGCGCGGGAGGAUUUAGUGCACGGAGGAACAGUGGCAAAGCGGAAAAGAGGAGAUUUGUGGAUGAUAUGCUCGAUCAGCUCGAAGAGUACGAGACCAAUGUGGACGACGAACAAAUAAACCUGCGCAAAAAGCUCGAAUCCAUGGCCAUGGAAAAGGAAUACCUAGAACAGAAGAAUCGCCAAUUGGAGUUUAGAGUUGAAGAACUCAAGGAAAAGGCUGCCGAAACAGCAGAUAGGUUGGACACUGCAGCUCGAAACAAGAAUCAAUCGAGCAAGGAAAUCGAACAACUGCAGAUUGAAAAUGACAUUUUGAAGCAACGUGUGCAACGACACGAAGCAGCAAUGCUGAGGAUGAAUUCGUCCCGCAGUAUCCGGGGCAUGAGGUCCAUCAUUCACAAGGGCGAGGACCCAGAGGAGCAUGAACAACAGUUGGCAGAAAAGGAUAAGGAGAUUACGAAACUGAAAGCGGAUUUGGCACUUUUGCGAGACCAGCUCCGGUACAAGACGGAGGAUUACGACAAACAAGCGGUCGAGUUACACCAGGCUAGAAAGGAAGUAGCUGAAGCCAGGACUACUUUGAAGCACACGGGCACUUUCAAGUACCACAACAAGUUUGAAAAAUUGAAGGAAGAAAAGAAAAAGAGUAAGACUGGGGCGGAAGUAGCACUCUCCAGCUUCUUUGACGACUAA
Messenger RNA from Cylindrotheca closterium, 2310 nucleotides. NCBI's taxonomy places the organism in Eukaryota, Bacillariophyta, Bacillariophyceae, Bacillariales, Bacillariaceae. The record is from the annotation of a GenBank genome assembly.